GUAUGGUGUCCUGUCUAGGACAUUUCCUUUCGCUAGUGUACGCGCACGUCACAACCCGAUCCGCUCUCCGCCCUGGACCGGAGUGAGGAGAGCGGGGACAGCGGAGAGAGGUUGACACAUUGGUGCAUCUUUCAAAAAUGGGAAAGUUAUCACUGUCCACGAACUACUGAUAAGCUUACACCGACUGGACGCAACCUUUUAGAAAUUUGCAAAAGUGACCGUCUUGCCUUCAGCCACGUGUUUCUCCGACGACAAGCUACUGCCAAGCCGCAGCCAUGUACGGAAGCCAACGAUCUGUUGGGAAGGUGGAGACCAGCAGCCAAAGCCCCGGACGUUCUCCGCGACUCCCACGCUCGCCACGUCUAGGUCAUCGGCGCACUAACAGCACCGGUGGCAGCUCGGGAGGAAUCCCUGGUGGUGGCAGUGGCAAGACUUUGUCCAUGGAGAAUAUUCAGUCCCUUAAUGCAGCCUAUGCCACAGCCAGCCCAAUGUAUCUUAGCGACCAUGAAAACGUAGGUGGAGAUACCCCAAAGAGCACCAUGACUCUGGGCCGGUCAGGGGGUCGGCUGCCUUAUGGAGUGAGGAUGACCGCCAUGGGAAGUAGUCCCAACAUUGCGACCAGUGGUGUGGCCAGUGACACUAUUGCCUUUGGGGAUCACCACCUUCCUGCAGUUAGUAUGGCCUCCACUGUGCCCCAUUCUCUGCGCCAAGCCAGGCAUCUACAAAUGACCAUCCAGGCGAUGCAGGAUGAGCUCCGGAUUCAGCGAGACCUCAACCAGCUCUUCCAGCAGGACAGCGGGGGACGCGCCAAAGAAGUCUUCACUUCCGAACCAACCGAGGAAAACUUCCGCAUCCUGCAUGCGGAGCACGACCGCCAAGCCAAGGAGCUAUUCCUUCUGCGCAAGACGCUGGAGGAGAUGGAAUUGCGGAUUGAGACGCAGAAGCAAACGCUGAAUGCCAGGGACGAGUCUAUCAAAAAACUGUUGGAGAUGCUGCAGAGUAAGGGGAUCUCCUCAAAGGUCAUGGACGAGGACCACGAGAGGACACGGAGGUUGGCGGAGGCCGAGAUGCAUGUCCACCACCUGGAGAGUCUACUGGAUCAGAAGGAAAAGGAGACUAACAUGCUAAGAGAGGAAAUCCACCGCCGCUUUGAGAAUGCUCCGGAUUCUGCCAAGACGAAAGCCCUGCAGACCGUCAUCGAGAUGAAGGACUCUAAAAUCACCUCCAUGGAGCGUGGCCUUCGAGACCUGGAGGAUGAGAUCCAGAUGCUGAAGUCUAACGGGGCUCUGAGCACUGAGGAGCGGGAGGAGGAGAUGAAGCAGAUGGAGGUCUACCGCAGCCAUUCAAAGUUCAUGAAGAACAAGGUAGAGCAGCUGAAAGAGGAACUGACUUCAAAGGAGAGCCAGGCGGAGGAGCUGAGGAAAAGAGUGUCAGCUCUGCAGACAGAGCUGUCUGGCAUCGGACAGGUCAAGCAGGAGCUCUCCCGGAAGGACACAGAACUGCUGGCCCUGCAGACCAAGCUGGAGACCCUCACCAACCAGUUCUCUGACAGCAAGCAGCACGUGGAGGUCCUGAAGGAGUCCCUGACUGCCAAAGAACAGCGGGCUGCUAUCUUACAGACUGAGGUGGAUGCACUCCGCCUGCGGUUGGAGGAGAAGGAAACGAUGCUGAACAAAAAGACAAAGCAGAUCCAGGAGAUGUCUGAGGAGAAGGGCACUUUAUCUGGAGAGAUCCACGAUCUCAAAGACAUGCUGGACGUGAAGGAGAGGAAAGUGAACGUGCUGCAGAAGAAGAUUGAGAACCUUCAGGAGCAACUGCGGGACAAGGAGAAACAGCUGAGCAGUUUGAAGGAACGAGUAAAAUCCUUGCAAGCUGACACCUCCAAUACAGACACUGCCUUGACCACCCUGGAGGAAGCAUUGGCUGAGAAGGAAAGAAUUAUCGAACGUCUGAAAGACCAGAGGGACAGAGAUGAACGUGAGAAGCAAGAAGAACUGGAGUCCUUCAAAAAAGAGUUGAAAGAAUUGAAAGAAAAAGUCAGCACAUUACAGGGAGACCUGUCUGAGAAAGAGUCUUCACUUUUGGAUUUAAAGGAACAUGCCUCUACCUUGGCAUCGUCUGGCCUUAAGAAAGAUUCCAGACUGAAAUCGCUGGAGAUUGCACUGGAACAGAGGAAGGAGGAGUAUCUGAAGCUUGAGAACCAGCUCAGGAAGGUCCACGAGGCUGCACAAGAUGCAAAAUCCAACCCUGAUGUGAACGAGCGGGUGCAGCAGCUGGAGAAAGAGGUAGCAAGGUAUCGGGAAGAGGCCAGCAAGUCCCAGGCAGAGGUGCACCGGUUAUUGGAGAUCCUUAAGGAGAUGGAAAAUGAGAAGAAUGAAAAGGAUACAAAGAUAGCUGAACUUGAAAGGCAAAUAAAGGACCAGAGUAAGAAGGUGGCGACGCUGAAACACAAGGAGCAGGUGGAGAAGAAGAAAAAUGCCCAGCUUCUGGACGAGGCGAGACGUAGGGAAGACAACCUGACCGACAGCUCUCAGCAGCUGCAGGACAUCAUGCACCAGAAGGACGAUCGCAUCGAAGAGCUGGAGGAGGCUCUGCGCGAAAGCGUGCAGAUCACUGCUGAGCGGGAAAUGGUGCUGGCCCAAGAGGAGUCCGCACGAGGCAGCUAUCAGAAGCAGGUUGAGGAGCUGAUGAUGGCCAUGGAGAAGGUGAAGCAGGAGCUUGAAUCCAUGAAAGCAAAACUAUCAUCUACCCAGCAGUCACUGGCCGAGAAGGAGAUCCACCUGACCAGCCUGCGGGCCGAGCGCCGCAAACACCUGGAGGAGGUCCUGGAGAUGAAACAGGAAGCUCUGCUCGCCGCAAUCAGUGAGAAAGAUGCAAACAUUGCACUUCUUGAAUUGUCCUCGUCUCGUAAGAAGAAGACGCAGGAGGAAGUGGCGUCACUGAAGCGGGAGAAGGACCGGCUGGUGCAGCAGCUCAAACAGCAGACACAGAACAGGAUGAAGCUGAUGGCGGACAACUACGAAGCCGAUCACCUGAAGACUUCUGCACAGUCCAACCAAACUAACCACAAGCCCUCCCCUGAUCAGAUGAUUCAGCCCCUCUUAGACCUUGACCAAAAUCGCAGCAAACUCAAACUGUAUAUUGGGCAUCUGACUGCUCUGUGCCAGGACAGGGACCCCCAGAUCCUGCAAGCUCUUCGCCCGCCCGACUCCUACUACCUGGAUGACAACCGGUCAGCUUGGGAGCAGAGGCUGCAGAAGAUGACGACAGAAGAGUUGAGUGAAGAACUGGAAAAAUGUGAGCACGAGAGCGCAGAAUUGCAGGAAUUCGCCAACACCAUCCUUCAGCAAAUUGCAGAUCACUGCCCCGAUAUCCUGGAACAAGUUGUCAAUGCUUUGGAAGAGUCCUCCUGACACCACAGAGAUCGAGGUCAUCUCCUGCAGCUCGGAUAUAACGGACACCAGUGUUAGUCGACAAUUUUUAUUUUCCCCUCCACCCACUGGCUUUGGCCUAGGGUAGAGACCUGCACAUCCAGCCUUGCACUGCCUGUCACAAACUGCACUGUAUGUACCGUUACGCUAGGGGCUUCUUGUGGUUUCUGGGGGUGCAGUGCAACCCCUCCUCCACUAGGACCAAAAAAAAUAAAAUGAUCUCCCUUUUUCUUAAGGGUGGAAUUGGCCUGCCCGUAUGGGUUCAGUCACCGGACUCUCACUACAGAAAUGCAAUAAGAGAGUAUGCCUCGGCCCCUUGAGAAAGCAUGGACUAUGGCGGCGGCGGACUUGGCGUUAAGGGGAUGGUGCAGUAAACAAUGAAGGUGUUGAACUGUCACAGAGAUUAUAAUGUAAGGAGAUUUCUACCUGAAAACACAAAAAUUCCAUUUGGUUUCCUGCAGUCUUUAGAUAUUGUUACUCUAUGAUGUCUCAAUCUUCCACAGCUUGUUCAGGGGUCAUCUACCCUGGUACUGAAGUUAAAAUUUUGCACAGAUUGUUGGAUGACAUUUUCUUCUUUUUCCUGGAAAGGUUUCUAUUAGCCAGCAUCCGUUCAUCAAACCCAGCAGCCCAGAUCCACCAGCACUACCACCACCUCCGUCUUCACCAGGAGAUGCCAGCUCUUCCUUCUUGUUACUAGCACACAUUUAUUUUAUAUCCCAUCAAUUAGCUCUCCGCUACAUCCAAUAAGAUAUGUAUUACGGAUUUAUCAGCAAGACUAACCACCAGUACCACCCACCACAUGCCUUCCAUGUCCUAACUGUGGAGGAGGUCAAAUGUGAGCUUAAUGGAAGGUGCAGUAGAGUAUGCCAAGUGAUCAUAGCUUGAGAGACGUCCUCUUCCCCGAAAGGGUGUCUUAUUUCAAAGGGGUUCACCUAAUUUUAUUAGCUGGAGAAAGGCCCUGUUGACCCCUUACGUUCAGUGACUGACUGUUUGCCAGAGUCGUGUUGCUUGAUUGGUUAAUAGUGCAGUGUAUCCCUAGUAACCACACUUGGCUGUCCUGUGGCUAAGAUGCCAUGACAGGUCCCAUCUCGGGCUGCAGUAUUAAUCAGAUUUUUCUAAAAAUACAUUUCAUUGGAGAAGUUGCUUAGUCUCUGUGACCAAUCUUCUUGACUGUUACAGGUGAUUUUAUUGGUCUCAAUGCCCUUAGCAUUAUGGGAAGUCCUUAAAUUAUGACAUGCUUGUGUGGAGGAGAACCAGCCAAAAACACUAGCUGGAAAUUGAGAUGAGGAUAUAACUUGGGCAAAGCCCCUCAGAUGGUCCCCAUCAGCCCAGGACCUGUAAGAAGCAUCUCCUAAGGUUACCCUCCAAACCUCUGAUAAACUCAGGAAUUCAAUUUAUCAUUCAGAAUCCAUACAAUCCAGAUUGAACCAAGAGGUUUGAGGAAGAGCAUAAAAAAAGGCUCCUUGGACAUGGGAGCGGUUACUUUGCAGGAUAUUGUUGAGACUAGGUGGAAUGUGACGGGAUGUUUAGGCUUCUCCAGUAAGUUCUCUCCAGACGAGGUCAAAGGUUUUCAUCAGUCUGCAGAUCAUCCCUGUUAUUGGGCCCUCAGUAAAUCAGAUGAUGAACUCUAUAAAUUUGGGUCUGUAGGCUCCAGGAAUCUCUGCAGGGUGGUAAAAUCAAUAAUGAACCUGUCAAUGGUUUGCCGUGGACUAAAAACAGUCACGAGGAGGCAAGUUUCCAGUUAUAAAAUUGAGACAUCAGGCACAAAGUGUCUCUGCUGUGGGUAGACGUAUAAAUGAGGCAGGAAACAACUGUAGAGCAUCUGUGGAUCCAAAAGACUGAAGAGACUUCUAGGAAGGCCUUCCCUGGAGUCAGCUAACCUUGAACAACAGGUUAAAUCUGCAUAAAAUGUUGACUACUUUUCUUACAUUAUGUAUAAUACUCAAGUCACAUCCAGAUCUGCAUCCUAAAACUUACUUUUCACUUUUGCCAAAAUUUAGUUUCUUGUAUAAACAGUAUGCAGAGAGCUCCAUCUAAUGGUGGCUUUUGGCAGACAAAAUUUUAUCCUUUAUGGCUAUGCAAGGUAUAUGGAGCUUGGGCUGUAAUAAAGAUAAAUGAAGAAAUUGAUCAGCACAGUGUUAACCGGUGAAGUUUCGAAUGCAGCUCUGGAUGUGACCGGAGUAGAAGACCUGAUGUUAUCCAAGAUCAGUAUCUGCAGAGUAGAUUGGCAUUAUAUGUAGAUGUGUACAGCUUGACAGUCUUGGGCUGAGGUGUCACGAGUGAGCCCAUGCGAGGGGGCAUGUCAAUCAAUGUUGCAGAAUCCAAUACUUUACAGAGGGAUCGCAUGAAGAAACCAGAACCGCCACAGGAUCCUAUUCAACCAGUCGUUCAUCUUACACACGCUGCAAAAAAAAUUAAAAAUGGUUAAGCAUCCUUUCUUAAAGCAAAUCGAUACCUUAUUAUUAUUAUUUUUUUUGGGGAGACUAUAAGAAAUGGGUGGAAAAUUCUAUCUACUACACUACAGACAAAUCUUACUGAGCAAAAUGGCUGCCGCUGCUACACCUUUAUAGAGUUAUGUGGGGGGAUGGGUUUUUUUUGGAAUAUUUUUGUGUCAAAAAGAAAAAGGAAAAAAAGAGCAAAAACCUCAGUUCCUUAUGUGUUCAAAGGAGUUGUGUAAUAACCUGGAUUUUUCAGGCCUUUUUACUUUUUUUUGUGUGUGGUUUAUGCCUGCGCCGGGCCCUUAACAGAUCCUAUAACCCCCUCCCUCUUGUGUACGUGUCCAAUAAUGUCUGUUACUUCCGCUAACGACAGAUUCGCCCUCCAUACUGUCCAUAAUGUUGGUGUGCGUUUGGGGGUCCUUCAGCCACGUAAAGACCACAGAAGUAGUAAAAUGUUGUGUGUGUGUCCUGUAUCGACACACACGUGUAUAGAUGUAUGAUAUUUGCGCGUGUGUUUUACGUACGAAUAAAUCGCCAUAUUGAAUUCUA
Bufo gargarizans (Asiatic toad) is the source of this 6418-nucleotide messenger RNA. It is a transcript of the gene ERC1, whose product is annotated as ELKS/RAB6-interacting/CAST family member 1. The transcript has 19 exons. Gene Ontology annotation, biological process: regulation of synaptic plasticity; maintenance of presynaptic active zone structure; neuromuscular synaptic transmission. The coding region runs from base 276 to 3413 and encodes 1045 amino acids. Gene Ontology annotation, cellular component: cytoskeleton of presynaptic active zone. The record is from RefSeq and is a predicted model, not a curated record. Lineage: Eukaryota; Metazoa; Chordata; Amphibia; Anura; Bufonidae. Gene Ontology annotation, molecular function: structural constituent of presynaptic active zone.